Molecule: messenger RNA, 1134 nt
Organism: Fulmarus glacialis (Northern fulmar)
Lineage: Eukaryota; Metazoa; Chordata; Aves; Procellariiformes; Procellariidae
Product: ribonucleoside-diphosphate reductase subunit M2
Exons: 7
Biological process (GO): deoxyribonucleotide biosynthetic process
Cellular component (GO): cytosol
Molecular function (GO): ribonucleoside-diphosphate reductase activity, thioredoxin disulfide as acceptor
Source: RefSeq, a predicted model, not a curated record
GUGGACCUUUCCAAAGACAUCCAGCACUGGGAGUCCCUGAAGCCUGAGGAGAAGUACUUCAUUUCUCACGUCCUCGCCUUCUUUGCUGCCAGCGAUGGCAUCGUCAAUGAAAACUUGGUAAGUAUGUUCAGUCAAGAAGUACAAAUCACAGAAGCUCGUUGUUUCUAUGGCUUCCAGAUUGCCAUGGAAAAUAUACAUUCAGAAAUGUACAGUCUUCUUAUUGACACCUACAUUAAAGAUUCUAAAGAGAGGGAAUUUCUUUUUAAUGCUAUUGAAACGUUACCAUGUGUUAAAAAGAAGGCUGACUGGGCCAUGCGCUGGAUUGGGGACAAGAAAGCAACAUAUGGAGAACGCGUAGUAGCUUUUGCAGCAGUGGAAGGAAUUUUCUUUUCUGGCUCUUUUGCAUCAAUUUUUUGGCUGAAGAAAAGAGGAUUAAUGCCUGGACUCACUUUUUCUAACGAACUCAUCAGUAGAGAUGAGGGUUUGCACUGUGAUUUUGCCUGCCUCAUGUUCAAGCACUUGGUACGCAAACCAUCAGAGGAGAGAGUAAAGGAAAUCAUCAUGAAUGCUGUUCUCAUAGAACAGGAAUUCUUGACGGAGGCACUGCCUGUAAAGCUGAUUGGCAUGAACUGCACUUUAAUGAAACAGUACAUAGAGUUUGUAGCAGACCGGCUUAUGUUGGAACUGGGAUUUAACAAGAUAUACAAAGCAGAGAAUCCUUUUGACUUCAUGGAAAACAUCUCUCUGGAAGGCAAGACCAAUUUCUUUGAGAAACGAGUAGGUGAAUAUCAGAGGAUGGGAGUCAUGUCGAAGCCCACAGACAACUCUUUCACCCUGGAUGCGGAAUUUUAAAGGAACUGAGACCAUAUGAGUUAGUGUGUACGCUCCCCUGUUUACAGGGAAACCUUAAGUAUAUUCAGCCAGUGUGACUUGAUUCCUGUACUAAAAUCCCACUCUUGAAAAGUGUGGUGAUAUUGGUACUUUUCAGGAGGCUGGUGUAGCUCCAGCAGUAAAAUCCCUUUUUAUUAGACAUUGCCAAUGUUUAAUUCAUAGAAUGUUUAGAUGUACCUCUUACAACAUAUGCUACUCCAUUUUGUGGAAGAUAUGGGCACCUUCCUUCUGCAAGAUGGGAGG